This is a messenger RNA of Argiope bruennichi, 1512 nucleotides long. RefSeq names its product calcium-binding protein P-like. The record is from RefSeq and is a predicted model, not a curated record. NCBI's taxonomy places the organism in Eukaryota, Metazoa, Arthropoda, Arachnida, Araneae, Araneidae. The transcript has 24 exons. The coding region runs from base 709 to 1512 and encodes 267 amino acids.
CUAAUCCAUUCACUAUUGAAGUGUCUUCUGUAAUUUAGUGUCAUUAGUUUUAGUUUCACAAUAUUUUAAUCAUAUCAUUAAAAACAUGUUAAUCAACAAGAUACUUUUUUUUCAGUAAAUUAAAAAUUGUUAAUGUUUUAUUUUGAAGGAAAAACUCCACCUUCGAUGAAUUCCUCUCCUGGUAAGAUUCAACUACUCCAUUCACUAUUGAAGUGUCUUCUGUAAAUUAGUGUCAUUAGUUUUAGUUUCACAAUAUUUUAAUCAUAUCAUUAAAAACAUGUUAAUCAACAAGAUACUUUUUUUUCAGUAAAUUAAAAAUUGUUAAUGUUUUAUUUUGAAGGAAAAACUCCACCUUCGAUGAAUUCCUCUCCUGGUAAGAUUCAACUACUCCAUUCACUAUUGAAGUGUCUUCUGUAAAUUAGUGUCAUUAGUUUUAGUUUCACAAUAUUUUAAUCAUAUCAUUAAAAACAUGUUAAUCAACAAGAUACUUUUUUUUCAGUAAAUUAAAAAUUGUUAAUGUUUUAUUUUGAAGGAAAAACUCCACCUUCGAUGAAUUCCUCUCCUGGUAAGAUUCAACUACUCCAUUCACUAUUGAAGUGUCUUCUGUAAAUUAGUGUCAUUAGUUUUAGUUUCACAAUAUUUUAAUCAUAUCAUUAAAAAUAUGUUAAUCAACAAGAUACUUUUUUUUCAGUAAAUUAAAAAUUGUUAAUGUUUUAUUUUGAAGGAAAAACUCCACCUUCGAUGAAUUCCUCUCCUGGAAAAACUCCACCUUCGAUGAAUUCCUCUCCUGGGAAAAUUCCACCUUCGAUGAAUUCUUCUCCUGGAAAAAAUCCUCUUUCGAUGAAUUCUUCUCCUGCCAAAACUACUCCUGCUAUGGAUUCUUCAUCUGGUAAAAUCCCACCUAUGAUGGAGUCUUCUGAUAAUACUGGUCCAGCGAUGAAUUCCCCUUCUGGAAAAAUGCGCCCGGCCAUGAUGGACUCUCUUUAUGGAUCUCGUGUUUAUUCUGGAGCAAUACAUCCUGUUCCAAAGAAAAUUCAUUCACGCAGAAACAGUCCUACGGCUGGCAAAACUCGUCCGGCUAUGAAUUCCCAAUCUGGAAAACCUCGUCCGGCUAUGGAUUCCCAGUCUGGGAAAGGCAGUCCUGAGAUGAAUUCGAAUCCUGGGAAAGGCAGUCCUGAGAUGAAUUCGAAUCCUGGAAAAGGUAGUCCUGAGAUGAAUUCUAAACCUGGAAAAGGUAGUCCUGAGAUGAAUUCUAAACCUGGAAAAGGUAGUCCUGAGAUGAAUUCUAAACCUGGAAAAGGGAGUCCUGAGAUAAAUUCCAAUCCUGACAGAUCUAGUUCUGAAAUGGAUUCCCUUUAUGGUUCUCGUGUUUAUUCUGGAGCUAUACAUCGUAAGUAUGCAUUUUGGUUUGGGAUAUUAAUAGAAAACAAAUCUAAAUGCGAUUUUUUUCUUAAUAUGUCACAGAAUAAUCUGUUGUUUUAUAAUGGCACUUGCCAGGGACAAGCUCUCUGA